Molecule: messenger RNA, 1552 nt
Organism: Westerdykella ornata
Lineage: Eukaryota; Fungi; Ascomycota; Dothideomycetes; Pleosporales; Sporormiaceae
Product: phosphoglycerate kinase
Exons: 4
Coding region: 111-1367 (418 amino acids)
Biological process (GO): gluconeogenesis; glycolytic process
Cellular component (GO): cytosol
Molecular function (GO): ATP binding; phosphoglycerate kinase activity; ADP binding
Source: RefSeq, a predicted model, not a curated record
UACCCCGCCGGCCGAUGACAUAGGGCAGAAGUCAUGUUUUCCCACCCCACCUCUGCACACCACAAAACUUCAGUACCUAGGUAGCUUACAGUGCACAAGAACCCACAAAAAUGUCUCUCUCCAACAAGCUCUCCAUCACCGAUGUCGACCUCAAGCGCAAGCGUGUGCUCAUCCGUGUCGACUUCAACGUGCCCCUCGACGCCGACAAGCACAUCACCAACAACCAGCGCAUCGUCGGCGCCCUACCCACCAUCAAAUACGCCAUUGAGAAUGGCGCCAAAGCCGUGGUUCUCAUGUCUCACCUCGGCCGCCCCAACGGCCAGCCCAACCCCAAGUACAGCCUUGAGCCGGUGGUUUCCGAGCUCGAGAAGCUGCUCGGUGGGAAGAAAGUCAUCUUCACGAAAGACUGCGUAGGCAAGGAGGUUGAGGAGACCGUCAACAAGGCGGAGAACGGACAGGUGAUCCUGCUCGAGAACCUGCGGUUCCACCCGGAGGAGGAGGGCAGCUACAAGGACGCAGAGGGGAAGAAGGUGAAGGCUGAUAAGGCCAAGGUGGACGAGUUCAGGAAGGGCUUGACGGUGCUCGGAGAUAUCUAUAUCAACGACGCUUUUGGUACCGCGCACCGCGCCCACAGCUCCAUGGUUGGCGUCAAUCUCCCCCAGAAAGCCUCCGGCUUCCUCGUCAAGAAGGAACUCGAGUACUUCGCCAAAGCGCUCGAGAACCCAGCCAGGCCCUUCCUCGCCAUCCUGGGCGGGGCCAAGGUCAGCGACAAGAUCCAGCUCAUCGACAACCUGCUCGGCAAAGUCAACAGCCUGAUCAUCUGCGGUGGAAUGGCUUUUACGUUCAAGAAGACGCUCGAGGGUGUCAGCAUUGGGAACUCGCUGUUCGAUGAGGAAGGAAGCAAAACGGUCAAGGAUCUGGUCGAGAAGGCGAAGAAGAAUAACGUCAAGAUUGUGCUGCCCGUCGAUUACAUCACCGCCGAUAGGUUCGCCAGUGACGCGAAGACUGGAUAUGCUACUGAUGCCGAUGGUAUCCCUGAUGGCUGGAUGGGUCUGGACUGCGGAGAGAAGAGCAUCAAGCUCUUCAAGGAGACGAUUGACGAGGCCAAGACGAUUCUAUGGAACGGCCCUCCCGGUGUGUUUGAGUUCGAUGCGUUUGCCAAGGGCACAAAGGCGACGUUGGAUAAUGCCGUUGCGGCAGCGCAGAGCGGGAAGAUUGUCAUCAUUGGCGGUGGUGACACGGCGACGGUCGCGGCGAAAUAUGGCGUCGAAGACAAGCUCAGCCAUGUCUCCACUGGUGGUGGUGCGUCGCUUGAGCUGCUGGAGGGUAAGGAUCUGCCUGGUGUAUCUGCUCUGUCGAGCAAAUAGAGGGUAAGCUGGAGAGAGGAUUGGAGGGAGUAUGAUGAUUUCCCUCCUGACGAGGUAGGACAAUUACUAUAUUUACAUCAAUCACAUCGAUCACUCCCUCCCUGUAAUUUGGCGUGCCGCUUGGAUAUAUAUACCCAAUCCGACUCGCCGGUGUGCUGUUGUCGUAGUUGUUGGUAGUCUAUUCA